Homo sapiens (human) is the source of this 3864-nucleotide messenger RNA. It is a transcript of the gene ATAD3C, whose product is annotated as ATPase family AAA domain containing 3C. The coding region runs from base 996 to 2231 and encodes 411 amino acids. Lineage: Eukaryota; Metazoa; Chordata; Mammalia; Primates; Hominidae. Gene Ontology annotation, molecular function: ATP binding; ATP hydrolysis activity. The transcript is spliced from 12 exons. The record is from RefSeq and is marked validated.
CUUCAUGAUUAACUCCCCAAGGUCCUGCAUAUUUUCUCAAUGGGCCACCGCGCCCGGCCAGAAGAUUUUUAUGGUAAAAUUUUGUGAUGGGAAAACUCAUCCCGGAAAAUGUUGAGACCUGAUGCUGAGUCCUCAGCAGCUCAGAGAAUACGUACUUCUGUCCCAGGUCACCCAAACAUUGACCUGUGUCGGUUCCCCACUAGGAACAAAAUGUAACUGAGGACGUUGUCAGAUGCUUGUCCUCGUCACCCUGAGCUUGUUGGCUGCUAUCUAAUUCUUAUUCUUUCAUUUUCUUGCCCGCACGUUCUUGAUAGCAGAUCACUGACAACAGCCAUUGGAAGCUUAGGAAAAGGGUAUGUGCCGGGCGCGGUGGCUCACACCUGUAAUCCCAGCACUUUGGGAGGCUGAGGUGGGCGGAUCACGAGGUCAGGAGAUCGAGACCAUCCUGGCUAACACGGUGAAACCGUCUCUACUAAAACUACAAAAAUUAGCCGGGUGUGGUGGCGGUCGCCUGUAGUCCCAGCUACUCGGGAGGCUGAGGCAGGAGAGUGACGUGAACCCGAGAGGUAGAGCUUGCAGUAAGCAGAGAUCAUGCCACUGCACUCCAGCCUGGGCCAGAAUGAGACUCCGUCUCAAAAAAAAAAAAAAAAAAAGCAUGUGUAACGUGAAAAAAUGGACACUUUAGCCAUCGCCUGACUUUCUGUUGAAUUGGGAAAGAGCCUCCUCCCGUCCACAUGGGAUGGCCUUCCUGAUGUGGCUCUCCAAGACCAUCCCUGGAGGGCAUAAAACCUCACAAAUGCAUCAGGCCGUGUGCUGGGGAUGGGGCAUCGUCACGCCAGGUCUGACUAGGAAGGAGGAUGGGGAGGCAGGGCUGGGGGCUUUGAGGUCGAGGCGUGGCCGUGGAUUCCAGAAAGCCCCUUGGCUGGUGUGCGUGCCUGCCCAGCGGCAUCCGUGUAUCCUAACACCUGCCCUCCGUGUCCCUGCAUCUGCAGGCCAUGUCAAAGGACGCCCUGAAUCUGGCGCAGAUGCAGGAGCAGACGCUGCAGUUGGAGCAACAGUCCAAGCUCAAACAACUUGUCAAUGAGGAUUUACGGAAGCAGGAGGAGUCCGUGCAGAAGCACCAUCAGACCUUCUUGGAGUCCAUCAGGGCGGCUGGCACCUUGUUUGGGGAAGGAUUCCGUGCCUUUGUGACAGACCGGGACAAAGUGACAGCCACGGUGGCUGGGCUGACGCUGCUGGCUGUCGGGGUCUACUCAGCCAAGAAUGCGACAGCCGUCACUGGCCGCUACAUCGAGGCUCGGCUGGGGAAGCCGUCCCUAGUGAGGGAGACGUCCCGCAUCACGGUGCUUGAGGCGCUGCGGCACCCCAUCCAGCAGGUCAGCCGGCGGCUCCUCAGUCGACCCCAGGACGUGCUGGAGGGUGUUGUGCUUAGUCCCAGCCUGGAAGCACGGGUGCGCGACAUCGCCAUAAUGACAAGGAACAUCAAGAAGAACCGGGGCCUGUACAGGCACAUCCUGCUGUACGGGCCACCAGGCACCGGGAAGACGCUGUUUGCCAAGAAACUCGCCCUGCACUCAGGCAUGGACUACGCCAUCAUGACAGGCGGGGACGUGGCCCCCAUGGGGCGGGAAGGCGUGACCGCCAUGCACAAGCUCUUUGACUGGGCCAAUACCAGCCGGCGCGGCCUCCUGCUCUUUGUGGAUGAAGCGGACGCCUUCCUUCGGAAGCGAGCCACUGAGAAGAUAAGCGAGGACCUCAGGGCCACACUGAACGCCUUCCUGUACCGCACGGGCCAGCACAGCAACAAAUUCAUGCUGAUCCUGGCCAGCUGCCACCCCGAGCAGUUCGACUGGGCCAUCAAUGCCUGCAUCGACGUGAUGGUCCACUUCGACCUGCCAGGGCAGGAGGAGCGGGCGCGCCUGGUGAGAAUGUAUCUUAACGAGUAUGUUCUUAAGCCGGCCACAGAAGGAAAGCGGCGUCUGAAGCUGGCCCAGUUUGACUACGGGAGGAAGUGCUUAGAGAUCGCUCGGCUGACAGAGGGCAUGUCAUGCCGGAAGAUCGCACAGCUGGCCGUGUCCUGGCAGGCCACGGCGUAUGCCUCCAAGGACGGGGUCCUGACCGAGGCCAUGAUGGACGCCUGCGUGCAAGACUUUGUCCAGCAGCACCAGCAGAUGAUGCGCUGGCUGAAGGGGGAGAGGCCUGGGCCCGAGGACGAGCAACCCUCAUCCUGAGUCCAUGGGGAGACCACACCUCACGGAGCCUGGCCGCGGACCCCUCCCACCCCUGCCUUUGCGGCCCCGCACAUUUAGGAAAUACUCCCCGUAAUAAAGUCCCACGGGGGCCGCACCGCUGUGUCUAUUGGCUGACACGGGGCGGGGUUUGGGGCCCCCUAACGUCCCCCUGGGGUCAAAGGUGACAGAAAAGGCAGAAGCUGGGGCUUUCUGGAGGAUUUAACCACAGAGGGGUGGGCUUCACAGGAGGUGGCUGCCACGGCGGGGCCGGGUGCCCGUGCCCCAUCCUGAGGCCGUGCAUACGCGGGUGCCCCUUCGCCUCCCUCCCCUCCGCCAGAGCUGCCUGUGGCCAGACACACGGUGGAGGGAAGUGCACGCGAAACAGACACAGCGGCUUCAAAUAGAUGCCGCCCCUGCCCGCGCUUUGCAGCUAGUCCCUGCAAACCUUGAUGAUGGGGCUGGGCGCGGUGGCUCACGCCUGGAAUCUCAGCGAGGCCAAGGAGAGUGGAUCACCUGAGGUCGGGAGUUCCAGACCAGCCUGGCCAACAUGGUGAAACUCCAUCUCUCCUAAAAAAAAAAAAAAAAAAAAAAAAAAAAAAAAAAAAAUUAGCCGGCCGUGGUGGCAAGUGCCUGAAAUCCCAGGUACUCAGGAGGCUGAGGCAGGAGAAUCACUUGAGCCCGGGAAGUGGAGGUUGCACUGAGCUGAGACCAUGGAAUUGCACUGCAGCAUGGGCAACAAGAGUCAAACUCCCUCUAAAAAAAAAAAAAAAAAAAGGGCCAGGUGGCACAUGCCGGUGGUCCCAGCUUCUUGGCUUGGAGGCUGAGGUAGGAGGAUCGCCUGAGCAUGGGAGGCAGAGGUUGCAGUGAGCCAAGAUCGCACCAUUGCACUCCAGCCUGGAUGAUAGAGUGAGACUGUACCUCUAAAUAACCAAAACCUUGAUUACAGCCAUGGGGUGGGGGUGGGGGUCAGGGGCGUCUGACUAUGGCUGGGGAACUCAUUUGGUUUUUCUCCUCUCUUAUUUUUUUGGGUAGAGACAGGGUCCCUUUGUUGCCCAGGCUGGUCUCCAACUCCUGGGCUCAAGCAAUCCUCCUGCCUCGGCUUCCUAAAGUGUUGGGAUUACAGGCUUGAGCCACCGUGCCUGGUCUGUUUUUUUUUUUUUUUUGGCAAUAGAGUCUUGCUCGCCCAGGGUGGAGUGCAGUGGUGUGAUCUCGGCUCACUGCAACCUCCACCUUCAGGGUGUCAGGCCUCUGGGCCCAAGCUAAGCCAUCAUAUCUCCUGUGACCUGCACUUAUACAUCCAGAUGGCCUGAAGCAACUGAAGAUCCACAAAAUAAGUGAAAAGAGCCUUAACUGAUGACAUUCCACCAUUGUGAUUUGUUUCUGCCCCACCCUAGCUGAUCAAUGUACUUUGCAAUCUCCCCCACCCUUAAGAAGGUUCUUUGUCAUUCUCCCCACCCUUGAGAAUGUACUUUGUGAGAUCCAUCCCCUGCCCGCAAAACAUUGUCCCUAACUCCACCGCCUAUCCCAAAACCUGUAAGAACUAGUGAUAAUCCCACCACCCUUUGCUGACUCUCUUUUUGAACUCAGCCCGCCUGCACCCAGGUGAAAUAAACAGCCUUGUUGCUCACACAAA